Molecule: messenger RNA, 2362 nt
Organism: Drosophila takahashii
Lineage: Eukaryota; Metazoa; Arthropoda; Insecta; Diptera; Drosophilidae
Gene: Syt7
Product: Synaptotagmin 7
Biological process (GO): regulation of calcium ion-dependent exocytosis; regulation of dopamine secretion; calcium-ion regulated exocytosis
Cellular component (GO): plasma membrane; exocytic vesicle
Molecular function (GO): SNARE binding; phosphatidylserine binding; calcium-dependent phospholipid binding
Source: RefSeq, a predicted model, not a curated record
UUUCAUUGCCAUAAGUAGCUCGAUAUUAACUUAUACGAACGUAUUGUUUUAAGAAUAAAUUUGUUUUGAACUAAAAUAUAGCUUUUUUUUUUUUGUAUAAUUCAAAGGAAAGACCUAAACUUGUUACAAUAACUAUACAUGCACUUUUGCAAGGCCGUUUACAAGCAGAUAGAACCUUAACUAUUAUGUUUUUCAUAUCAGUUUGGUCUUUUCAUAAUUCUUUUGAGCACUCCGGCAGCUGCAACCUUAGUGUGCCUGUAUUAUUAAAUACAUAAACAUAAAUUUUCGGUGCUCAAAAAAAAAACAGUUUAAAAAUUAAAAAUGUGUAAUUUAUCAGAUAUACGAAAAUUUAACAAACAAAACAAAGUCUAACCUUUGAAGAUUAAAAUAUGGCGAGCAUAGUUCUUAUAGCUUGUCUGGCUGUAUUGGGUCUAAUUAUUGCUAUCGCUCUUUUUCUGGCUGGCGGAUACUUGUGGUGGAGGCAUAAAAGAUCCCAAUUACAGUUUAUUGAACCAAAUGAAGACGAAGAAUCUAGUAGCUAUAGUCUUAGGGCUGCUCAGGAUAUUGCUGACUCCGGUAAUCCACCUACAAAACCGCAAGUGCCGGUAACACAAGCUAUCACGACUCCUCUUCAAAAUAACAUUAACAGGAAAUUGAAUGGAUUUUUAAGUCUAAGAACUCCUUUAAUUGGUGGUUCGGGAACUACACAAACAAAGCCACAAAAUGUUUCCUCUGUAGGAAACGCUGGAGAUAGUACAACUAAGGAUUCCGCUAACAAAAGUAUCUCAAUGACAGACAUGUACCUGGAUAGCAACGAUCCGAGUGAAAAUGUUGGACAAAUACAUUUUUCUUUAGAGUACGAUUUUCAAAAUACAACAUUAAUUUUAAAAGUUCUGCAAGGAAAGGAGCUUCCAGCAAAAGAUUUAAGUGGUACUUCCGACCCAUAUGUUCGUGUAACCUUGUUACCUGAUAAAAAACAUAGAUUGGAGACCAAAAUAAAACGACGAACCCUAAAUCCUCGAUGGAAUGAAACAUUUUACUUUGAGGGAUUUCCAAUUCAAAAACUUCAAUCACGUGUUUUACACUUACAUGUGUUUGAUUACGAUCGAUUCUCAAGAGAUGACUCCAUAGGAGAAGUUUUUCUUCCCCUAUGCCAGGUUGACUUUGCUGGUAAACAAUCAUUUUGGAAGGCAUUAAAGCCCCCUGCGAAGGAUAAAUGCGGAGAACUGCUUUCCUCCCUGUGCUAUCACCCGUCGAACUCAAUUUUGACGUUAACAUUGAUCAAAGCGAGAAAUUUAAAAGCUAAGGAUAUCAACGGAAAAUCUGAUCCCUACGUAAAGGUUUGGCUUCAGUUUGGAGAUAAGAGGGUAGAGAAAAGAAAAACGCCUAUAUUUACAUGUACAUUAAAUCCAGUAUUUAAUGAAUCAUUUAGUUUUAACGUUCCUUGGGAAAAAAUUAGAGAAUGUUCCUUGGAUGUUAUGGUAAUGGAUUUCGAUAACAUAGGGAGGAACGAGUUAAUAGGGCGAAUAUUAUUAGCGGGUAAAAACGGUUCUGGAGCAUCAGAAACUAAACAUUGGCAAGACAUGAUCUCAAAGCCCAGACAAACUGUAGUACAAUGGCAUCGUUUAAAACCUGAGUAACUUUAAUCUUAAUUCAAUGACAACAUAAUAGUAACACCAGUAAGUAUAUCGGAGAAAACCGUACAUGAAUGUACAUAUGUUGAUUUAUACUUACAUACAUAGCAAUAUCAUACCAAAUUAAAGUAAAAAGGAAAACAAUUUAAAUCUGCACAAAGCUAAUGUUAUUAUGUUUGAAAAAUUAAAAUAAAAAAGCCAUACAAUUUAAACAAAGUAAUUGUUCUGAUAAGAGCAAUAGUUUUAUACGUGCUUAUCUGUAGAAAAAUGUUUUGUAAGAACAUUAUUAAAAAAUAUUAACUAUUCAAUAUUGUGAAAUUUGUUCAAAAAUUGUGUUAGCAUCGCAGAGUUUCAAUGUGUUCGAUCGCCACGAAAGUGAUCCCAAACACAAGGAUUUUGAGGAAAAAGGCCUGGAAGUUGGAAAAGUGUCUAUGUUUGAUAAUUUUGACUCUUAAUACCUAGUUUAGAGUCAAAUUACGAGUUAGGGUCGCAAUAGUGACUUUUCAACAAAAAAUUGCUUUCAGCAUAAACAAAAGAAUUUAGUAAUUCGAUUUAGACAUCACUAGUUUCAGAUUGUUAAAACCUUUCUAACUUUUAUAGUUUCCGUAACCUCGACCUUUAUAAGGUCAGAAAAGCAUUUGCUGCAUAUUUUUUAAAGAAUACAAUUUACCAAAUACAAUAUAUUCAAAUACAUUUAAUAAAAUGUAUAUUUUAAUUACUGUAUGAAA